CCGAACACACCCCAUACAAGGCCCAUUUCUCUUUCUGUCUUCUCGCUCGCUAGCUCGCUUUCUCGCUGUCUCCCACAUCUUGCUCGCUUCUCCAACACGCAGAGAGACGGUCACGGAACACAGUUGAAGAUGGCAAGGCGUCUAAUUGCAACCCUCAAUCGUGGCCUAGUUGGCAAACUCUUCUCGGAGUCCUCUACCAAGCUGGACUCAGGAAAGCCGAUGGUUGCGGGAAUGUGUGGACUGGACAAAGCAGGUUACAGUACCCAAGCCAAGCAAGAAUCUCAUUUUUACGAUGGUGCUUUUGUGGAUGCAUUCCUGAUGAAAAUGAAGAACAACAAAGAUCUUCUUAACAAUAAGAAAAUUUGGUCACGCAGAUCUACUAUUUUGCCAGAAUUCGUGGGUACUACAGUCCGUAUCUAUAAUGGAAAAAAUCAUAUUCGCUGCAAGAUCACCGAAGAGAAGGUUGGUCAUAAAUUUGGAGAGUUUGCAAUGACACGGAAACGAAGAGUUCAGGCUAAAACUACUGCACCAGUAAGACCAGUGAAACCAGGAAAAAAAGCAGGCAAAAAGUAAAAGGCCUACGGUGAAAUUCAUAACAUAUCGGAUUCUGUUUCAUUCAGGUGAAUUCUGAUACACAUGAAUGAUCUGGUCGGAUUCUUUUUUCGAGCGAAGAAUUGUGUUUGAUUUUGAUUCUAGUCUGUUUUAAUGAAGUGUUGAAAGUUUCU
Molecule: messenger RNA, 725 nt
Organism: Pyrus x bretschneideri (Chinese white pear)
Lineage: Eukaryota; Viridiplantae; Streptophyta; Magnoliopsida; Rosales; Rosaceae
Product: ribosomal protein S19, mitochondrial
Exons: 4
Coding region: 130-573 (147 amino acids)
Biological process (GO): ribosomal small subunit assembly; translation
Cellular component (GO): cytosolic small ribosomal subunit; ribosome
Molecular function (GO): structural constituent of ribosome; RNA binding
Source: RefSeq, a predicted model, not a curated record